GUUUCAGAACGUCGUGCGUUGCGGACUGCGGUAAAUAAUUCAGUGUUCCGCCCUGUGAUAGUGAUUUUAUUUCUCGAAUUUCCGCUGCAUUUGGCAAAGGAUCAGUCGGAAAAGGCACAAUGGCAUCGCUCAACUUGACCGUGUUGUCCAAGUUUUCCAAAUUGGCUCCUCUCGUCACGAAAAAUUUGAUCCGACCGGCGGCGCAAACCCGUGUUAUCCCCGCUGCUGGACUGGGCGGCCUUCGACGGUACUCCAAUGAAGAGGCUCCCAAGAAGGAUGAAGAGCUUUCCGAAAAUGAAAAGAAACUCACCACCGAGAUCGAAGGACUCAAAAAGGAAACGGAAUCGCUCAAUGAGAAAGUUAAACAACUUGAUGAUAAAUAUAAACGUGCCCUCGCGGAUGGAGAGAAUCUACGGCAACGGCUGACCAAGCAAAUCGAAGACGCAAAGUUGUUCGGAAUUCAAGGUUUCUGCAAGGAUCUUCUGGAGGUGGCCGAUAUUCUGGGUCAUGCCACGGAAGCAGUGCCGAAGGAAGAGAUCUCCGAUAAGAAUCCCCACCUAAAGAACCUCUACGAAGGCCUAACAAUGACCAAAGCACAGCUGAAUCAGGUUUUUAAACGGCACGGAUUGGAAACGGUUAAUCCUCUGAAUGAGAAAUUCAACCCAAAUCUACACGAAGCGCUAUUUCAGCAGGAGGUACAAAAUGUCGAACCCAACACGGUGGUCGUAGUAAGCAAAAUUGGCUACAAAUUGCACGAGCGUUGCAUACGACCCGCUUUGGUUGGCGUCUCGAAGGGAUAAAUCGUAACAACAGCUGGGACAGAUGGUUUUUAACCGGACAAUGUGUGAAUGUACUACUACUACUACUAAAUACUACAAGAGGAUUCCAAAUGUGUUUAGAGAGGGAUGGACGUUAAUUUGUUGUAUAGCGCUAAGUAGAGCUGAGUUACUGAGAUUUGGCCAUGUUCAAAUGGACGAUCAACAAUAAUAAUAAUAGAUGAAACUACAAAA
Molecule: messenger RNA, 1010 nt
Organism: Aedes albopictus (Asian tiger mosquito)
Lineage: Eukaryota; Metazoa; Arthropoda; Insecta; Diptera; Culicidae
Gene: Roe1
Product: grpE protein homolog, mitochondrial
Exons: 5
Coding region: 120-800 (226 amino acids)
Biological process (GO): protein import into mitochondrial matrix; protein folding
Cellular component (GO): PAM complex, Tim23 associated import motor
Molecular function (GO): protein homodimerization activity; adenyl-nucleotide exchange factor activity; protein-folding chaperone binding
Source: RefSeq, a predicted model, not a curated record